Messenger RNA from Tachysurus vachellii, 927 nucleotides. RefSeq names its product olfactory receptor 2AT4-like. Bases 1 to 927 code for a protein of 308 amino acids. The record is from RefSeq and is a predicted model, not a curated record. Gene Ontology annotation, biological process: G protein-coupled receptor signaling pathway. The transcript has a single exon. Gene Ontology annotation, molecular function: G protein-coupled receptor activity; olfactory receptor activity. NCBI's taxonomy places the organism in Eukaryota, Metazoa, Chordata, Actinopteri, Siluriformes, Bagridae. Gene Ontology annotation, cellular component: membrane.
AUGUCAGGCAAAAACGAGACCUUUGUGAAGGACUUUUUCAUUGUUGGAUUUCCUGGACUUCAUCCUAACUACUAUGCUCUUGUGUCUGUAGUUAUGUUCUUAGUUUAUCUGUGCAUCUUGUUAGGGAAUGGAUUUUUUCUUCUUUUGUUUGCAAAAAACAAAAAUCUCCAUAAACCUAUGUAUUUUAUUUAUAUAAGUCUUGUGCUUUCUGAUGUAUUGUUUAGUACAUGCACAUUACCAAAGAUCAUUGCUAGAUACUGGUUCCAAGAUGGGACAAUUUCAUUUGCAGCUUGUUUUUUUCAGAUCUACUUAGUGCAUUAUUUUGGUGUGGUCAGUUCAUACACUCUAGCUGUAAUGGCCAUAGAUCGAUAUAUUGCAGUCUGCUUCCCUUUUCAUUAUCAUGCUCUUUUGUCAAGCAGGAAUAUAUUAAUUCUCAGCAUUUUGGUCUGGGUUUUCGCUCAUCCUUGCAGUAUAAUGAUGGUUGUUCGAGCUUUCCCCCUCCCUUACUGUGGUGCCAACACCAUUGUACACUGCUAUUGUGAUCAUGUAUCUAUUACUCGACUUGCAUGCGCUGACAGGACUCUAUAUAGCUAUCCAGCUUUUGUUUAUGCCAUGGUAGUAUUGCUGGGAUCUCUUGCCAUUAUUGUGUUCUCCUACUCUUGCAUUAUUUUAGCUGUCCUAAAAAUAUCAAGUGCACGUGGGCGGCUAAAGACUUUUUCUACAUGUAGUUCUCAACUCAUUAUAAUUGCGCUCUUUUUCUUACCAAGGUGUUUUAAUUACUUGGCUGCCUAUGCAGGUAUAAUAUUUAAUGCUGAUUUGCAAAUAACCAUUAUUAUGUUGUAUAGCCUUCUACCUCCAAUGAUCAAUCCUUUAAUAUAUAGUCUAAAAACAGAAGAAGUUAGGAAAAUCUUGAUAAGGAAAUUUUAA